AUGACGGCAAAGUCAAAGACUUCAACGAGAAAGACGACUACAUCGCCCACGACGAUAACACUACGCGUGAAUGAGGCAGAUCUAGAAGCCUACCGGGGAAGAAGCCGAACAAUAAGGAAAAACUUAAGGCUACUUCAACUUGUUGUAGGACCAGCAUGAACAUUCCAUGUAAAAACUGCAGAUGCACGACCUGACCCUUGUUUGAUGACAGCGACUACUUACAAGAAUGACCUGCUUGGCAAUUAGCAGCGAAUUGAAAAUAUUGUCUCACAGUCCAGGGCUGUUGGACGACACGCGGCGCCUAGAAUAGACGGAUCCUACUUAGCUUGGCCAUUACUAUAAUUCUAUACUACUUAUAUACUUUUUACCUAUCCUUACUUUUUCUUCCUAGUUAGCUUGGCUCCACCCGUAAUAUUGUCUCACAGCAGUCAUUUUCGAUCCUCCUCAUUUUCUAACCUCUGUGAACACCUUCCGAAGCAAGUUGCUGCCUGGUUCGAAGGUAACAACUGCGCGCGGCGAGAAUGGUGGGAGAGUGCGAUCCUGUAGUCGCCGUGUCACGUGUGCGGCAGUCAUGGUCGUACCUGCAGCGUUACCGUUAGAGCAGAAGCGAAGGAACACAGAUAAGACAAUCAACAUCGUGCAGGAUGACACGCACCAGGGAGUACAAGAGCCGUCUGGCAAGGUCAGUAAAACAUCUGUUUCUGUUCGCCGAGUUCGAUCCCACCUCCGCGGCUCGGCCAGAGCAUACUUCUUAAGGCUAAUACCAUAUCACUAUCCACUAUCCGUGUGGUCUGACUAUUAUAUGCUGAGCGGCGUCCAGUUUGAAUUUUGUCGAAGGGAUGUUCAUCUUAAGGGAAGAAGGAAAGGGAAGCCGCUCAUCGUAAGCGCGGAUGGUGUUAGUGAAAGACUACCUCUAACAUACGAGAAGUCUGUCGAGCAAGGAGCUGAAUCAUCUUUCUUAGACGUGAGUCUGACCACGAAGUGUCCUUCGUGUGGGACGCAGCAGGUGGAUCGCGCGCCAUCUGGGAAGGAUGAGAAAAAACGAGAGGAGGGCGCACCUACUGAAAGCCACACGGCCGAUGCUGAGCAAAUGGCCGUAACAAGGGUACCCGAGACCAAGACUGAAGAAGCUUCGAGCGAUGUCGGUCAGGGACAAGCGCCCGAGGCAUCUGCUGCGCCAGGACCUGCGAAACAAGGGCUCGAGGCGUCUACUGCAUCAGGACCUGCGGCACCAGGGCUCGGGGCAUCUGCUGCUUCAUCAACUGCACUUAAAGCGCCCGGGUCACAGAACAGUGGACCGGCCACAGAAACAACACAGGCUGGGAAAAGCGGCGAUCUUCAAUCUGGAAGCGCCGAUCAGUCGUCCUCCACCAUGCAGCUCAAUCAUGGUGGACCAUCAGUCUGCACGCAAGAGCUCAAGGACAGCGUCUUUUCUUCCAAGGAAGAACAUGGAAAAUGUCAAGAUCUUGAAGAUGCUCUUCAGGAUCUACAACACCGUGUUCCACCAGCAAGCGAAGAGGCCGUAAUCGUAAGCGCGGAGAGCAUCAAGAAUGGUUUCAACGGCUGGCGUGAACAGCUAUCUGCAGGGGAGUUGCGCACGCGGGUCGCGCAGACUUUCCCACGUGUGUGGAAAUAUUUCACGCGGCCAGAUUUGUUUUCGGCGCAGCAUUUCGGGAAGCCCGAUGCGGUGCGGAGAGCGUUGACUGAGGCAGUUUUUGAUACCCUGUGGGAGUCAGUUGCGACUAAAAGCGUGAAGCUGUAUACGAAAGAACAUCCAGAAUGCGCCGUUGAGUUGGUAAGAGCGCACCUGCUCUUCGGUUCACAGCUGGUAUCUGGAUGUUUCGAAGCGCACCCGAAAGCAUACUGGUUCGUGAAUCGGUCGCGAGAUUUUUUGGGGACAAUAGCGCAGGCGCUCAACGAGGAAAGUGCUGAGCACGUCAACGUGGCAAGGCAGAAGAUGCUCCAACUGCUGAAGCGAGCUCCCACUGAAGGAGAGAACAGCCUCGACAAGAUAGUCAAAGACGCUCGCGGAGUCCUCCAGUCGCGAAUUCUCAGGGACGACAACGCGAAGGCACAAGCAAAGCGCGACGCGGAGGAGAAGAAAAUACUCCAAGCGGCAGAAGUCGAAUGGAAGCAGCUGCAGUAUAAAUCAGUCUGGACGGGCCCCCGAAGUGACAACGAGCUGAAGAAGCUCCUCCGCAGUGAAGACCCACUUCUGCUCUUUCAGGCCGACCGCGAGUCGAUACUGAAGAUUUUCAAGGGCGAAGAGCCCAUCGUCAAUUUUUCGAUGCACCUGCUACCCAGCGUACUCCGUUACAAUCCGUUACGAGGAGGCUUGAAGCCGGGCAUCCUCAUCGACGCUGGACAAUGCUCCGUGCUGGCAGUAGCCUCAUACGACACAGGUUCGAACUAUUUGGAUCCAGGUCAAUCCGCUAAGCGACGCUAUAGUCACGUGAGGGAGCAAUACACAGAGUGGCAAAAUGCAGCCUACAAGAGCCUGCACGACCCGCAGGAAAUUACAUGCCGUCCGGCAUUUUUCGGCACUCCAAGGGUGAUCACCGUACCAGCAGAUCAGAAAGUCGCCGAUCAUAACUGGAAUAGCUUUAUAAGCGAGCCGAAGAACGCAGACAGGCUCUGGUGGCGGGAUACCAAUCAACGCGAAAAAGCAAAGGAAUCACGGCCGCAAGAGAGAUUCACCUUAUGACUACUAUACUAGAGAUAGCUCGUCUUUCUUCAUUCCAAUUUUUUUGAAUUUGAAUUUUUUUCCGGGGAAUUUAUUCGACUGUUAGGAUUAAUAGAUGAGAAUACCAAUCUGGUCAGUGGUCAAAACAAUCGGUCUCGUCUUCGAGUCCUAAACUCUUUUGGUUUUGAUAAUCACUGUUGCUGUAUAUUGGCGAGAUGCAUCUGGCUAGUAACAAAGAUGCACUAUGAGCAAGAGCUCUAAUCACAUUUCUGCCGAAGGAUGCCACCAAAGAAAUCGCCGUGGGGGACCUGAAGAAAAUUGCCGAGCACAUCAACUCCUGGCCGGCCUGGGAGAGGGUGGGCAAGCCGAAGGGCCAGGACGACAUAGAAUACAGCUUUGUGCAAAGCAACAACGAGGUUAUCGUGAAGGAAUGCGGUGCCAGGGCGGUUCUCGGCAUUUUCAUCGAGCAAGGCGACAGCGCGACGCAAACCGCAUUGGCAAACUGGCUGAACGAGGACAAGACAAGAAAAACGUGGAGCGUUCCCACGUGGACGUAUCAGCUGGAGGCUGUAGUUCCGAAACACUCAUAUUACGCGGACAAAGUCCUCCAGAAGAGACCGUCAGAGCUUCCAACCGCGCCGCAGAGCAGACACCAGACGAUUCAAGCAGGAGCGGGCGCUGCGGACAGAAAUGUCGUUAAGACGAGGCUGGAACUAUUUCUCUGUGUUUUCUUCUUGUAGAAGGCUGUAACUGUAUAUCUUCCGACGCCUAUCUUCUAUCUAUGAUACUAGGGUCACUGCUGUUCACAAGAGGCAAUGGAAAGCCAGCGGUCUGAUAGUACAUCAUAUUAAUGUACUCAUAAUACAAGAAUCCACAACAACCCCCAUUCUUCCUCCUUAUCCUUCAUGUUGAUGUUACCUCUUGGUACUCGCAAAAAAAUCGCAUUCGCAAUCAACAGAGCUGCAAGCGAGAGGUUUGA
Messenger RNA from Amoebophrya sp. A25, 3662 nucleotides. The record is from the annotation of a GenBank genome assembly. NCBI's taxonomy places the organism in Eukaryota, Dinophyceae, Syndiniales, Amoebophryaceae.